GAGGAGGGACGGAAGAGAGGGUGGCGACCCGGAAAAGGCGGGAUCCGGGGCUGGAAGGGAUGGACUACCGAAGCAGUAUAAAAGCCGGGUGGGAGUCGGGUGGUACUAGCAGCCUUUGGAACGGCUCCCUUGUGCUCCGCUGCUGUUCCAGCGCCGCUUCUGAGCCAACAAUGGCGAGAUCUAGGCGCAUCCCGUUACUCCUGCUGGCAGCCUUGGCCGUGGCCCUGACCGUGAGUCCAGCGGCCGGCGCCAACCCCGGGCGCCCUCCGCGGCUGCUGGGCGGCCUGGAGGACGCCGACGUCAACGAGGAGGGCGUCCGCCGCGCGCUGGACUUCGCGCUCAGCGAGUACAACAAAGCCAGCAACGACGCUUACCACAGCCGAGCCCUGCAGGUGGUGCGCGCCCGCAAGCAGAUCGUGUCUGGGGUGAACUACUUCUUGGAUGUGGAGAUAGGGCGAACCACAUGUACCAAGUCCCAGGCCCACUUGGCCGACUGUCCCUUCCAUGAAGAGCCGCAUCUGAAGAGGAAAGCACUGUGCUCUUUCCAGAUAUACACUGUGCCCUGGCUGGGCACAAUCUCCAUGACGAAAUCCAGCUGUCAGAAUGCCUAAGGGUCUGUGCCAGGCUGGACCGCACUGAACACCCCUUACUUCUGUCCCAUGUAAUGCUCCUCUCCCUCAGAUGUGUCCCCCAGCCCUAGGAGAAGUCUCAGUGUGCUAGCACCAGCAGAUCAGUAGAGAAGACAUCCGUGGGCAGGUGUUGAACACCUGAGUGGCUCUCCCCUUGUUCCUUCCUUCUCAUUGCUUUUCAGACACACCGGUGCUUGGUGCACUUAGUCUGCUUCUACCUUGCUCAAUAAAGAUGUGAUAUCAGUUCCUCCUGA
Molecule: messenger RNA, 883 nt
Organism: Sciurus carolinensis (gray squirrel)
Lineage: Eukaryota; Metazoa; Chordata; Mammalia; Rodentia; Sciuridae
Product: cystatin-C-like
Exons: 3
Coding region: 60-611 (183 amino acids)
Molecular function (GO): cysteine-type endopeptidase inhibitor activity
Source: RefSeq, a predicted model, not a curated record